Messenger RNA from Coregonus clupeaformis (lake whitefish), 808 nucleotides. RefSeq lists its product as uncharacterized. The coding region runs from base 125 to 730 and encodes 201 amino acids. The record is from RefSeq and is a predicted model, not a curated record. The transcript has 3 exons. NCBI's taxonomy places the organism in Eukaryota, Metazoa, Chordata, Actinopteri, Salmoniformes, Salmonidae.
UCUUAGGACUAGCGCAUUUAAAAAUGUAAUGUAAUCUAGCACAUCCAUAAUUUGUCUAAAAAUGUCUAAAAAUGACAAUUAGAAGUCUCCUAUUUUAAUCUAUAGCUAGAGUGAGGGUAUUGACAUGACGAUGGACAACGGAGACUUCACUAAAACUCUCCCCACAUGGAGGGUCUUGGAGACAAAAUGUCAAAUGCAGGCAAUAGUAGAAGCUCAAGUCCAGCAUCUGGAGUUCUUAGUGCUGAGGGAAAUCAACCCAGUGGAUUACGUGCAGAGCUACCUGAUCUCAUCCGACCGUACACUCCUACUCUCUGAGAACGAUGCCAUAAAAUUGGAGCUCAGAAAUGCCAAGAGUCGACAUGAGACUGUGAUCAAGAGCCUCCACCUGUCCCUCCAUUCUGCUGAGCAGGAGAACAAGAGCUCCAAGCUCACAUUCCAGCAGAACCUCUGUCUGAGGACAAGGUACACUCCAUGGAGCAGAAACUCAAGGAGUUUGAGGGACAGGUCCUGUCUUUGCAGCACAAUCUCAUGGGCUCCAAUGAGAGAACUCAGUGUGCAGAAAAUCCUAUGGGUCUCCGACAAGAGGCUCCAGUCCCUUCAGCAAGACCUGGAGGAGUCUGAGAAGAGAGGCCAAAGUCUGCAGAAAAUCCUUGGGGACUCCCAAGAGAGGACCCAGUCUCUGCAACAGAACCUGGCUUCCUUUGAGAAGAACAUCCAGACCCUCAGCUAGAACCUUAGCGCUUCAGAAAAGAAGGUUGAGUUCCUUCAGCACAAUAACUGGAAGUCUGAGGAAAAGGUCUCUCUCCUA